GGACCUCACGCCUGGGCCCGGGCUGGAGCGCCCCCGUGGCCUCUGUGAGACCCGGCGAUUCCUCCGAGGCUGGGGUAGCUGCAGGAACGGCCUCGGGUACCAGCCUUGGGGUAGAGCCCCGGUGACCUUGACCUGGUCCGGAAUUUACUGUAAAUUGUUCUUGGUGACAGUUAGAGGAAAUGACAAAAUACCCCGUUUCAUGUGAUAUUUUGCUGCGUUUGUAGCACGGGCCUACCUGACUGCCCCUUUCUUACCUGUGCUCAGUGCCUGGUGACAACUAUACGACUUCUUACGGCUUGGCUGGAGCCGCGACAGAGUGUGGUUUGUGUGUUAAGUACUUGUGCCUUGCAUCAUGGAGGUUUGCAAGCUUUCUCUGCAGUUUCUGGAGACAUUUUCAAAGGUCCACCAAUCUUCAGUGUUGUCUGCAUGUUCCCAGAGCUGGGGCAUUCUCAGCUUGGUCACAGUUAACACUGAAACUAGACAGGCCAGAUGUCAGCAGGUGUGUAGCUGCUCGGGAUAAAGCUUGGGUUUCUCUAUUUUGUGUUUAAUUUAACUAUAUUCUUUAGGGAGCCUGUGUGUUGUGCAGCAGGUUGGCAGCAUCAUCCCUUUAAUUUUUAGCUGAGAUGGCCUUCCCUUCUAGAUGAAGGCAUAAUUUGAGUUUCUGGAGGUGUGAGAUAAAACAGACAACAUCUCACUCUUGUACCCCUCUUGUGCAUCUCUGAUAAAACGAAUCCCAGGCUUAAGGGUGCCAGUAGCCCCCAGGGACCUGUUCAUAUCUCUGCCGAGAUAGAAGUAACUGAACUGAAUAUCCUUUCAGUUUUGCUGCCCUGGUGCAAGGCCAUCUGUGUAUGGAAACCUAUUUUGCUUUGAAACAGGACACUCUUCAGAAAUGUGUAUCCAUAGUUAGAAGUGCUGUGAAGCAAUACAGGGUCUCAAUUUUGCUCAUUCUCUCACUUAAGUUCCUGUUUCCAUCCCAUUCAGUCACAAAGUAUAGAUUCUGCAGCUGGUGCAGGGCAGCUGUCUCCUAGCCUGUGUGCAGGGGUGAUUCCGGGCAUGCCUCCGAUGGUGGUGAAAUGUGACACUGCAAUUCUUCCUGUUUGUGAUGGUGGCCUCCAAGGCCCUGAUGCUGAUUGCCACUGCGGGCUCCUGUUUUUCUCAUUGAAGCUAUGUCCUGUUCCAUGAACAGGAAUAGAAACAGGAAUAGAAAGUUGUCUGGGGCCGUGUCCGGUGCCUGAGCGCGGGAGAGUUGAGGCAGUGUGGCCCCACUGUGCCAGCAGUGGCACCCACCUUCCUGCAGGGCCGGAGUGACAGGCUGCACAGGCAGCCAGGGUUUGAGCGGCGUGUCUGCUUUGGUUUGUGGGACCAUUUCCCACAGACUGCAGGGACACAGUGAGGUAGUUGGGGUUUUUUUCCAGUUUUGGCUUAGCUCAUGCUUUUCUGCCUGUGGGAAGAGCAAGCCAGUGUCAAAGUGCAGGGCUUGUAGUUGGAUGAAGAAACAAUAACACCAUUCUCCCUCUUAAGUCCCUGGCUAUUUAACUUCAGAGCUUGACCUGCUUUGCUAGCAGCAUGAUGCUUCUGUAGCAAAUACAUUGAAGGGCCUGGCUUGGUUAUGUACCCACCAGAUCUUGAACCUGUUGGAAAGGAACACUGAGUGCAGAAAAUGGUCUAGAAACUCACAAUAAUGGCUUCAUUUCUGAAAGUGGGUUCUUUUAUGUGUGUCCCAGCCAGAGCCCAGCAGCGUGUGUGGUCAGUCACCUCAGUGGAGCCAGCAGAAAAGUAUGCCUAGGAUAAACUAAUAAAGGCGGAUGAGCUAACAAGGAAAUUGGAGUGAACAAGCAAAAAGGCUAUAAACAGACAAAUUUGGGAGUGCUGGCAAAAGGGGAAGUGUGUGUGACUGUGGGCAUGGGUUGUGGGAAGAAGGCUGUGCCAGAAACCAGUGGAGUCCCAAAAGGCCUCUGCUACAGCUAGGCAUCGAGAUCCCUGGGACACUAUGCCUCCUGCCUUGAGGCAUGUCUGGUUCGAGGCUUGAGAAGCAUUUGGGAUGGAGCCAGCAGCAUGGUGGCUGCUUGUCCAAGACUGCAUCCUGUCCAUCUUGUUCUGCAACCAUCCCACCCUGCUCUGCUGCAUGCUGCUUGGGGCUGGUGCUGGCAGGAUGCACAGGGACUUUUUCUGUUAGAGACACAUUCCUUCCCCACUGGCUCUGUCUGGGUGGCCCCACAGUGUUCUGAAGCAUCUUCCUGCCCCAGAGCUCACAUCCGGCUUCCUUUGGCUGCUGGGGUGUGCUGGGGACUGGAUGUGGCCCCACAGCUGAGAACAGCUUCCAGGGAGCACACUCACAACUAACGGGAAAAGUGUUCUUCUCAUUGUUUUGGCCUGUUCCCGGAAUAACCCUGCAGUGAGCGGUUCGGCACAGGCAGUUUACUGCAGGAUGCUGACCGGCCAUAUCCUGGGCUGAGCACUCAGCCACUGUGGUGGUAGGUGGGCAUGCAGGUCAACUCACAUUGCUAAAGAGAAUUAAAACAACAAGCUGCCUAAUAGAGGUGUUUAUAGAAUCCUGCUCCUUAAUUUAAUCUCCUCUUUCACUGUUUGUUUUUUUUUUUUUCAUUUUUGAGUUAAAAGGCGCAAUAGAAAAGAAACGAAACCUUGUUGACACACUCGCGAAGUGCAGUGUAACUAAUCAUCUGUGUGAUUGCCCAGCCACAGAUUCCCCUCUGACCUGUGCAGAGUUCACAGAAACAUUUAUCCCAGUGUGCAGCUGACUUGUACUGCUCCAUAUCUGUUCCAGAUGCAUCCUGAGUGCCCCCUGCACAGCGGGCAGUUGUGCAGGGUGGCUGGCCUGGCGUGGCAGAGUCUGGCCGUGCUGCAGCAGGUGCUGCUCGGGCCCUGUGCCGCGUUACCCCGCAGCAUCCACUGUGGCCUGGCGGAAAGGCCCAGGCCGGCGCUGCCGCCAUAGAGAGGGGCUUUGUGUGAGCCCGCACAAAGUGAGGAUUGAUGCCGUCUCCCCUCCCCCUGCCGUGCCGAGCAGGGCCGCACACGGCUCCCACAAAGGUGCCCUUCUUCCUUCGGGCUGCGGGGGAGGCAUGGCACUGCGGGUUGGAGCAUCCAGCUCUGCUGUGCCGGUGCUGGGGAUACCCUCGUCCUCAGCCUUGCCCAGGCUGACCUGGCAGCUGCUCCGGUUCCUGCCGGAGCAGCGGGGGCUCCCUGCAGCAGGCCCCAGCAUGGCGAGACGGGCUGGGCAGCGUUCAGCAGCAGGCACUGCAGCAGGGUGCGUCUGGUGGAGGACGGAGGCACUGUGUGAGCAGAUCUGCUUCCCUGCAGUGCAGCUGGGUGGGAGCCUGCCGUGUGGUGUUAUUAACAAGCUGUGGAGUAUCAUCACUUACCUGGAUUUCAGUUCGGAAUGGCCUAAGAGAAGCUUAUGUCAGCACUCAUUACCUCUCAGCUCCUCCCAAUAUGUAGUAACAAGUCGCUACACUAUUGAGUGACUUGAAGAAGUUUCAGAAAGCGUUCAUGAAGAACAGAUUCCAAGCUCUUUGUUAAAUUCACAUUAUGUUUGUUCCAUGCUGUAUAUCUGAGGUUCUACAUUACCGGCGAGGCCCCUGGGUGAGCUGUGGGUGGCGCAGGCAGUGGUGCAGGGUUUGUCCUGGCUGUGCCGGUGCCUCCAGCUUUCCUGCAGCAGGGCCUCAUGCUCCUGGCCCACCCUGACAACAGAGAGCCUGCUGGGGGAGGAGGGUGAGCCCCUGUGGCUCAGGCUGCCCUUGCCAUCAUGCUUGGGGAGUGAAGAGGGUUCGCUUUGCUCUGUGUGCUGGAUGUGUGUCCUGGUGCUAAAGCAGAGCUGUCUUCUCUGUUUGCUUCAUCAGCAAUAGUGUUUGCACCAUUACUGGUCACUAGCACCUAUUGUUUUCGACUCCUCAAGUGGUCUGGCUGUUCAUGUGACAUUAUUAUUAUUUACAUAGGGCCCAGACUUGCUCUUUUUUAUUGCCUGCAGCACGAUGUUUGUUCAGACUGGGCAUUGUGAAGUGUAAACCCAGGUCCCACUGGCACCAGUACUCACCUCUGCCUUUUCUAGAAGCAAUGGAGACCAGCCCAUGGAAGCAACAAAAUGAGUCUCAGAGGCUGCCAGCCCAAAUUUCAAACCUAUUUGGCAUUGCACAAGUGUACUCUCUUAUCAAAAACAAAUGAAAGUGCAGAAGGAUCAGUCCAUAAUGCCUGAGGUGCGAGACCUCACCGAUGCCUUGCCCGACCUGCCGAUGGAUCCCAUCACAGGUGUUGGUGUGGUGGCAUCCCGGAGCCGAGCACCCACUGGAUAUGAUGUUGUUGCACAAACAGCAGAUGGCUUGGAUGCUGACCUGUGGAAAGAUGGCUUAUUUAAAUCCAAGGUCACACGGUACCUGUGCUUCACCAGAUCAUUUUCGAAAGAAAAUAGUCAUUUAGGCAAUGUCUUGGUUGAUAUGAAGCUCAUUGAUAUCAAGGACACUUUACCUGUAGGCUUCAUGCCCAUCCAGGAGACCAUUGAUACACAAGAAGUAGCUUUCAGAAAGAAGAGGCUGUGCAUUAAAUUCAUCCCUCGAGAUUCUACAGAGGCAGCGAUCUGCGAUAUCCGAAUCCUGGGGAGAUCUAAGCAAGCCCCUCCUCAGUACACGUUCAUAGGGGAGCUGAACAGCAUGGGUAUCUGGUAUCGGAUGGGCAGAGUGCCGCGCAAUCACGACUCCGCGCAGCCUGCGGCUCCUCCCGCCCAAGCACCAGCUUCAACACCUGCUCCCAACCUGCCAAGGCACAUCUCGCUGACACUGCCAGCCAGCUUUCGGGGGAAGAGUCACAGCACCCGCCUGGAUUUGGAGCACCAGCACUCCAACCUGUAUGCCAUCUCAGCAAUGGAUGGAGUGCCUUUUAUGAUUUCGGAGAAGUUUGCCUGUGCUCCUGAAGGGAUGCAGCCAGUUGAUCUCUUGGGUAUCACAAUCAAAACGCUUGCAGAAAUCGAAAAAGAGUAUGACUACAGCUUCCGGACGGAGCAGAGCGCAGCGGCUCGCCUGCCGCCCAGCCCCACCCGCUGCCCGCCGGGCCCACCGUCCUGAGGGGCCGCAGCACCAGGGCGUGUGUGCGUGCACACUACUGAGCAGGGCAUGGGACACAGCCAUGGAACCACCCUGGCAGGCCUCCCCGUGUCCAGCCACCGCCCUGCGCCGCGCCACCCCCUGCACACACCGCUCCACUGUCGGGACCUGUUCCCCCUCCCCUGCUGCUGCAGACCCCUCUCCACGUGAGUACGGGAUGGGAGCCUGACGCAGCCCCUCGCGCAUCCCCACUUUGUAACCCCGCUGCAGGACACUCACAGAACCCAGAGCUGUAGCAAACCUCUGCGAACACAGCCGGGAGCUUGCGGAGCAUCGAGAAAUCUUAGCCCUGAAAGGAACAAUAAAAGGCACAGCUGGGUGCUGCCACACGAGCUGCUGUGGAGCUGCUUGGCUCUCGACACCUUGCAGCAGGAGGCUCCUGCGGCACUCAGUCCAGCGCAGAACUCAGCUGAGUCAACGCCAAUCCCUCUGCCAAGGCCUGGGCACGGAAGUUCCACUGUGGCUGGGAUCAGUGUCAGAUCCACUGUGGUCACUGGAUUUGCUGUAGACUGGGGGAGCCAGGGCCACUGGCUCUCUCUCCAUGGGCACUGGUAGGGCAGGCAGGGUGCCCACGGUGCACUGCAGCUCCUGAGAUGAAACACAUUUGCUUUGCACACGGUGUCCAUCUGUCCAUAUGGAUCUAGGGCAGCAAGCAUCCUGUGCUUCUUUCUGGAUGGAUGCUGGCAGUGACACCCUGGCAGACCCUGGCAGUGCACCACUGACCCUGGCCAAGCUGCUUAUGGACCUGCUGACAGCUGGGAUGCCAUCACCUGCCCAUCAUUGAGCCAGUUCUCUAACAUGUUCCCCACUCGCUGCUAAAACAAGAGAUGUGCCUGUUUCCUGGGCAUUCGUGGGUGAGCACUGAACACUGGCGUGGCACAGGGUGAGUGGGAUGCAUUAAACCCUGACCUCUGCCUCCCUGUGAUCGCUGGCUGGGCUUGCUCCCAAGCCAAACGCAUGUCUUGGAGAAGUCCAUUGCUGUAAUAAGUUAUUUACAAGUGCCCAUCUGACUCUGUGCUGCUCUUUCAAGUCUCUGCUGUAGAACAAAGAUACAUCAUGGCAGCAAAAUGGCAAUUUUGGAGUAAGAGUUAAAACGUACAAUUUUUUUGUAUUGUAAGAUACUGAUUCCCUGACCCCACUGAAAUGCAAUUGCCAUGGUAACAGUAAACAGUGUUGUUGCUCCCAGCCUGGGUCGUACAUGUGCCCCGACCCACUUUGCACUCCCUUGGAUUCAUCUGGCAUUUGCUAGUUGCACAGAGUGGUAACUAACAGCAGUGUUUGUACUGUUUGCUAAUAUUUUUUAUUUGUACAUAAGUAAAAUAAUUCUUGUCCAAAGAUUCAUUUCUGGUUUUAAGGCACCACACUGUACUGCUGGGAUAAAGAGCACAAAAUAUCGUGACAUUUGGGACAAACUGAGUCCAGAUCUUUGCUUCAGCUUCUUCCAAUCAGGUAAAUAAUUUUCUGGAGCUGCCUCUGUAGAGUGGCCAUGUGGUUGGAGAGCAGAAGCCAAUUUGGUUGCAUGUAUGUUGUGUUUGGGAAAUAGAGUUAAAGCAAUGCGCCAGCUCUGGAGCCCUUGGUGACCUCCUGGAAGUGCUCGUUUACUUGGAGCUUGCACCACCAUUUUUAGUUGUUAUUUAUCCUGCAGUAAAGAAAAGCCAGACCUCACUGCCAGGCUUCACAAAGGCCAGAUUGAUGAUGCUGACAUCGACAAAUGAACAUACCAUGGCAGCUUGGUCAUUCAGCUCAGGUUCACUUCAAGUUCAAAUCCAGUCUACGCCGUAGUGCUGUGCCCAUCUCAUCCAUCUUUUGUCUUUCUAUUUUUCUGCUUGUAAUUUGUUCUGUAGUUUUCUGUGACAUCCAUUUAUAGCUUCUCCUGUGGCUCAGUGGUCACGGCAGGUAGGCAGGAGCCAUCUGCAGCACUGCGUUCCUCAUAGCUUUGGGAUAAGAGCUGACCCUCCCUGGUGAUGCUGGAGGAACGAGGGCUGUGGGAGCACAGGGAGCAGCACAGCCAUCACAGUGUGCAGAGCUCCAGGGGCAGUGCCUGCCACUUGGAGACUGAGAGCCACUCCUCGAGCCACCUCUUCCCAGCAGGACAGGGUUGCCUGCACGGCAGACCGGGCUCAGCAGGGAGCAGGUUCUGAGAGCUGCCAAGCCCCACGCUCAGUGCCACACUCCCUGGCUAUGUCUGAGAAAACGGGUGCAGAGCUUCAAGUCCCUUAUGUAACAGAAAAUCAGUCCUUUAAUAUUUAUACCAGCUGCUAGGUUUGCUCACCCUUCUUGGAGAAGCUUGCUCUGCAGUGACCUACAGGAAACACUGGAUACUUGAAACACUGGCAGGAUAAUGUGACUGGGACAUGCAUCUACAUUUUCAGGAUAUGUUUGUAUGCUUCUUCCUCUCUGACACUGGGCCAGCAAAGCUGCUUUAGGACUCACCUGCAAAGAACCUUGAGAGAUGAGUUUGCUCUCCAUGGUGUGGUCCUGCACCACAGCACUGUGGGGACAGCCUGUUCCAAGUGCACAGGCAGGACAGAUGCAGUUCCUGUGGGGCAAACACAGUGAAGGUGUUUCGAAUAAAAAGCUGCACCUGCUGAGAGCCAGCUGAGCUCUCAGCCCUGCUAGCCACAGGCUGGAAAACCAGGCCAUUCCAAAAGGGAGAGGGCUCAGAGCCAAUGCUUGGAAGCACAGCAAGACACAGUGCAGGGUGGUUGACUGUGUCAACUUCUCAGUCCACUGAUCAGAGGAAGCUUUUUUUAUUGCACUGCUGAAUUCCCAAGACCGGGGGUGUCAGGUCAGCAUUUCCACGGGAAGGUUUUAUUGGCUGUUCCAUAACUUUUGCACUCACAGCAGCUCCUUGCAGGGCUGGUCCUUGCAUUCUUACAGUGAGUCCUCCAUGCUGGCAUGUGCCAUGGCCAGUAUCAGCAUCUCUUUGCAUCUUCCACCCUGCCCAAGAGGUGACUGUGGAAGAACUGGACCAGGCAAUAAAUGUUCAGGGAGUCUGAUGCAGAUGUUGUCUGGCUGUGGAGGAGCCUUCUGGAGCAUAAGGGGAGGGGAGGAGUCAGUGGAAAGCAACAGAAGUGAAUUUUCAGAGCUUCACCAGAUGUUCUUGGCUACCUUGCCUGAAUUUGUAGAACAAGACUGGUCUCUAGGUAGUUUAAUCUUGUGGCUGAUGUAGAAGUUAGUUUGCCAAAUUAUUAUACAUCUGCAACAGAGACAGAAAAGCAGCAGUGAGGGGUUUGCUUACUGUAAAAUACGCCUUCUGAUGUGAAUUCAUAGUGACACGCUGCCUCCUGGAUUCCUCACAGCAAGAAGCUGGUCGUGUGCCGAGGUGACUCGUGGCCACCCAGGCCAGGCUGUGCUGUCUGCUGUGUUGGUUUUGGAAAGGCAAGAAGUUAGUCCAGAAAGUGAUGUAGAGUGUGAACUUUGUGAUAAAAUUCAAGUGUGAAUAGUUGUAGCAGGUGUCUUCCUUCAUGGGAGCACCUCAUAUCUGUAGUUCCAUAGGAGUAAACUGUGUCAGACGUUUCCUGUGACUGUCCCUUGCGUGUCCCCAUGGUGUUUUUUGGAGGUUUCUUGGGAGCCUCCUGUGCAGUGGGAGGUUGUUGGUAGUCUGUAGCAUUGGGCUUGUUUGGUUUCACACCCACCACUGCUCCCUCAGCGUCCUGAGCUCUUCAGACUGAACCCACAUGCUAUCAUGCCCCUGUCAUGGGCGCUGCACGUGCCAGGUAGGUGCUAGUUGCAAGGACAUGCCUCCAUGGGGCUUGGCACCUCCUCUUCCGUGGGGCCUUGAAGUCUCCUGAGAGGAAGGGAAAUGGGACAGAGCUGGCUGGUCCCGUGUUGACCCUCACCUCCCGCUGCUCCCCAGGUGACACUGGGUCUGUCUCCCCAGAUGUGCCCGUGGCCCUCUCCCACGGCAGCCCCAGGAGCCCAGAGAGCUGUUCCUGCUCCUCCCAGAGGGCAGGCACACCUCGCUACAUCCAGAUAAUUACCUCAGCCUUGGAGCCUUGACGAACAGCUGGGAAUCUCUCCCAGCAGCAGAAAUCCCCCCAGCAGAGGAGCAGCCGAGUGUGCUGGUGUCAGUCACCACGGCCUUAUCGCCCCGGCUGUGGCACUGAUGGGGGACAGGCUGCUCCUCUGCUCACAAACAAGCUCAGUGAGAUGCUGCUUGGUUCAUUCACCACAGGGAAACCAAACACUUUGGAUGUUCUGGUAGUUUGUUGUGAAAUUGUUUCCUAACAGCAACAGAUUUCAAUGUCAUCAUACAAAUGGCAUAGAGAAACCUUUUAUGCAAUUGCAAAGUUGUUUUCUAAGAUGGUUGGGUUACUGAAAGUGAUUUUAUUGUGCAUUAAUCUUAUGAAUGUUACUAUGUUUUAUAUUUAUUUUAGAUGGCCCUCCUGUAUUUUACAAAGGGAAGUUUCAUUGUGUGAUAACUCAGUCUGUAUUCUUAAUAUAAUUUGUUAAUGAAACUUGUUUUAAUCAGGUAAUUCUGUGUGCUUUUGUGUUUUAAUUUUCUGACCGAAACAACUGCCUGGAUCAGAAGGGUGAACUACAGAGGUGGCAACAUGAUCCCCUAUAGGGAACAUGCUCUUGUUUGUGGGCUUUUUUCUUGGAAAUUGGAUAUAAAAAAGCCUUGGAAAACAUCUCCAAAAUGUCUUGUUCUACAGGUAUUGCUGCAAAGUGAAAACAAAGUCAGAUGAGGUGUUUUCCGGGCAGGAUGUGGCGAAGGCCGGCAGGAGCGAUGGUCAGCACAGCGCUGGGCUGGCAGCACUGGGGGCAGCUCUGUCUGGGGGCAGCACUCGCCACCCGGGCUCGGCAGUGGCCACAGGCUGAGGCUGCAGUGGCCACAGGCUGAGGCUGCAGUGGCCACAGGCUGAGGCUGCAGUGGCCAUAGGCUGAGGCUGCAGUGGCCACAGGCUGAGGCUGCAGUGGCCACCCUGGCAGCGCUGCGGGCACUGCCUGGGGGCUGGGGGCAGUGAGCCCUGAGGGGACAGGGCUGUUCUGCCAGGGGGAGGCUAAUACUGCAUCACACUGAAAAUUGUUUUUCUUUGUGUUAAAUUAUUAUUCUUCUGAACUUGACCCAAGCUAAUGGUGCACGAUCUGACCUCUGGCAUCUUCUCACCCCAGACAGUAUUUCUGUCUCGCUUAUUUUGAGUGCUCUUUGAAUUAAGGGAGAUUAAUACCCAAGUUCCCGACAUUCUCUUCAGGCAUAUGUUUUUAUAACCUUUUGAAAGCAGUACCACUUGUUCCACAAAAAACUCAGAAGCAGCAUCUUGUGGCUGCCGUGGGAGCUGUCACUGGCACCUGAUUGAAUGUCCUGGCUGGGGAGGAGGCGGUGUGGGGAGGACAUAAACCAGAGUGGGCCCAUCCCACGGCUUCCCAGGCAGGCGUGGAGCUGCUGGGGCCUGCCAGCAGCUCUGUCACCUGCUGCCACUGGAUGUGGGCUCGUCCUGUGGCACAGCACACCCAGUGCCUGGGAAUGCAGCUGAGCUUCCAGGCCUGGCCAGAAGAACCCUCAUCCCCCCAGCACUGGGCUGGGACUGGAGCUGGCUUACAUCCAUCAUUCAUGGAAUUUGGUUUCUAAGGAAAAUUUCUAAUUUUUUCUGCUCUGCUUAGUGCUUUGAGAUGUGGGAGCAGCCGUUUUUCUCUGGAGAGGUGUCUUGUAACCAUUCCUGCCCUGAGGAAAUCCCCCCGGUGCCUGAGGGGUGCAGCAGGCACAGGGGCUGGAGGCGGCUGGCACUGUCCAUGUGUCAUCAGAGGUUCUUUUGGGCUUUGUGUGCUGUGGCUUUGGUGGUGUUUUGUUUUCUUUUCUCCUCUCCCUCCUACAGCUUUAAAAAUUAACUUGCCUGGGGAGUUUCUCAAAAUCCUUUCCUUUCUCUGGAAUGAUGGAUAAGCCAUGUAACUGAUUGUCAUGGCCCCAGGGAGGAUAAACAUCUUCUGCAGUUUAAAAUAAAACCUCCUCGCUCCUUGGUUAAUAAGUGUUGAAAGAAGCACAAACAGAGCUAACACGGGAUUUCCAUGACUAACAAGAUGACCACAUCAGUGAAUGUUGUUUGGGGUUAAAAAUGACUCAGCUUUUGCUUCCCAUGGGUAAGAUGCUUUAUCCCAGUGCAGGAAAAGCUGCCAACAGCACUUUGAAGCUCUUGCAAAUGCGAUGGAUUGUGAACUGGGAAGUGUUUGAAUGCCAGAUUAAAAAAACCCUCAUAAACUCUGCUCCAUGUGUGCGGAUUUCUGGAAGAUAAAGGAGCCCACAGCUUCAUCCAGCUUGUGCUGACUCUUUUCUUUUCAAAAGCCUUUUCAGAUGUUUUCACUUUUCUGCUUGCUUUGUUGAAAGAUGUAAAAAUUUAAGACAACCACAAAGUAAACAUUUCAAAACUUUCUAUUCUGAAAAUUAGUGACAUUUUCAAAAUCCCUCAAAUUCCAUUUCAGCACUAUCCAAAAUGAAGAUGUUUGGGGUUUUUUUGAUCAGCAGGUUUUCCAUGCAGGUUUUUGUUUAUUGAUAACUUUUAUUUUUCAAAGAAAAUAGAUUUAUUAUUCAGUAGAAACACUAGAUAAGUAGAUGUCUUGUCAAAAUCAAGCAGGUUUUCUUUAUUAGAGUGAAAUAGUAAUGAACUCAUCUGCUUCCAAUAUUUAUAAAGAGUAGGGAAGGCCAUUAAUUCUGCUGCUUGUGAAUAAAACCAUCUGUGAUUUCUUUCCA
Molecule: messenger RNA, 11799 nt
Organism: Parus major (Great Tit)
Lineage: Eukaryota; Metazoa; Chordata; Aves; Passeriformes; Paridae
Gene: MVB12B
Product: multivesicular body subunit 12B
Exons: 11
Coding region: 4176-5072 (298 amino acids)
Biological process (GO): regulation of epidermal growth factor receptor signaling pathway; virus maturation; viral budding
Cellular component (GO): late endosome; ESCRT I complex
Source: RefSeq, a predicted model, not a curated record